Messenger RNA from Cryptococcus wingfieldii CBS 7118, 1506 nucleotides. RefSeq names its product asparagine-tRNA ligase. The transcript has 4 exons. The record is from RefSeq and is a predicted model, not a curated record. Gene Ontology annotation, molecular function: asparagine-tRNA ligase activity; ATP binding; nucleic acid binding. Lineage: Eukaryota; Fungi; Basidiomycota; Tremellomycetes; Tremellales; Cryptococcaceae. Gene Ontology annotation, cellular component: mitochondrion. Bases 1 to 1506 code for a protein of 501 amino acids. Gene Ontology annotation, biological process: asparaginyl-tRNA aminoacylation.
AUGCGCCCUUCUCCACGCAACCUAUCUACCCUCCCCCCGACAAUCCGCUCUCUCCUCGCUGCCAGACGGGCUGCCCCUUCUACGAGCUCGUCCUCCGAAUCGCCGUCCCAAGAGUCGCAACAGAUCGAGGUCAACGGAUGGAUCAAAUCAGUCAGAGGACACAGGAAUGUCUCUUUUGUCGAGCUCAAUGACGGGAGUACAAGUGAAAGUCUGCAGGCUGUCUUGAAGGGCAAGGGGAAAGCCGAGGGCCUGGGGGUCGGAACAAGCUUGUCGCUGAAGGGCAGAUUAGAAAAGUCCAAGGGGAAAGGGCAAGACUUAGAGCUUGUCAUAGAUCAUGCUCAGGUGGCUGGUCAUUGCGACGCUCAACUGUAUCCCAUACAAAAGAAGUCAUUACCACCAGCAGUGCUGCGCGAAAAUGCUCAUCUGAGAUUCCGGACAACUCAAACAGCUGCUGUGAUGCGCAUACGAGAUGCGCUGGUUCGGGACUGGCACGACUGGUUUGAGGAAAACGAAUUUGUUCACAUUCAGACACCUCUUCUGACUGCUUCUGACUGUGAAGGUGCUGGCGAAGUCUUCACGCUCAAAGACCAUCCCGCUCCCACGGCCCCCACGUCCCCGCAACCCUUCUUCUACCAUCCCGUUCACCUCACCGUCUCUGGCCAACUUCAUCUCGAAGCCCCCACGCAUGCCCUUUCUCGAACGUACACCCUCUCCCCAGCUUUCCGCGCCGAGCCCUCCCUCACUUCCCGGCACUUGUCCGAGUUCUACAUGAUGGAGGGGGAAGUAGCUUGGGUGGAGAGUUUGGACGGCUUGUUGGAUGUAGUGGAGGAUGGGGUGAGAAGUGUAGUAAGGGAGACCUUGGGAGAAAGCAAGAGAGGGGAAAGGCUGCGGCGAGAUUUGGAGGCGGUUUCGCACUCUAUGCAAGAGUCGGAAGGGGACGAGACGACACUGGAAGAGAGACUUGAAGAUCCAUUGGCUCGUCUGCGGCAUAUCGUCGCCCAACCCUUUACCCGCAUCACUUAUAGCUCCGCACUCGAGCUCAUAGCCACUCUCCAUACCAAGUCACCCGACGUCGUCUCUCCUGCACCUCCAUGGGGCGAGGGAAUCUCGACCGAACACGAAAAGCUCCUUGCUGAGCACUACAACGGACCCUUGUUCGUCACACGUUAUCCCAAAUCUCUCAAACCAUUCUACAUGCUCCCCACUUCUUCUUCUCAAUCGGAUCAGGAGACGGUGGAAUGCUUUGAUCUCCUCUUUCCCUCAUGGGGCGAAAUGGCCGGUGGCUCUUUGCGUGAACACCGUCUCGACCACCUUACUCGGGCCAUCUCUGACGCAGGCAUGAAGCCGGAAGAGUACGAGUGGUAUCUCGACUUGCGACGAUACGGGACGGUUCCUCAUGGUGGCUGGGGUAUGGGGUGGGAUAGAUGGGUGGGCUGGGUGACAGGUUUAGGCAAUGUCAGGGAUGUAGUCCCUUACCCCAGAUGGAAGGGACAUUGCAAGUAUUAG